Messenger RNA from Asparagus officinalis (garden asparagus), 1149 nucleotides. RefSeq names its product MDIS1-interacting receptor like kinase 2-like. The transcript is spliced from 3 exons. Lineage: Eukaryota; Viridiplantae; Streptophyta; Magnoliopsida; Asparagales; Asparagaceae. Gene Ontology annotation, molecular function: protein binding. The record is from RefSeq and is a predicted model, not a curated record. The coding region runs from base 1 to 1149 and encodes 382 amino acids.
AUGGGAGUGGCUCGUUGCCUUUUUGAUUUGCGUGACCACAAACGGUCAAUACCGUCGAAAGAGGACUGGAGAACUUUCCUAGAGAGAGGAGAGGAGGAGCGCGCCGCGGGUUGUUUAUGGAAGAGCCAGAGAGAGAAGAGAGAGGAGAGAGAGGGUAUUGUGGGGGAUUUGAGGCCGAGGGUAGAUUGCCCGAUGUUCGGUGCAAACGAGAAAGGGGACGACAAAUCCCAGGGAACUUUACCACUGGACAUUCCGAGAAAGAUACUUGGUAGGAUUCAUACUUCAGGAGAAUUUGAUGGGCUCGCAUCAGGUCGAACAUAUGAGUCUCAAGUUUCGUUUAUAGUGAUCCAUUCUCAGGUCUCCCCCCACCGCCUCUCCCUCCCCUACCACCGCCGACGUGCCCAAGGUCCUCCUGAUCUGGCCCAAGGUCCUCCUGAUCUGGUCUUCUAUGGUCCGAGGACCGAGUUGCCGUCGAGGGCAACGCCGGAGUCGUUCACGGUGAUCAAUUUGCUGGAAUUGGAUUUCUCAAACAACUCAUUGUCGGGUCCGAUCCCAGCUGAGCUUGGGAAGCUUACUAACCUCACAUCAUUGGGCUUGUUCUCCAACAAUCUCACAGGCAAAAUUCCGCCUGAGAUUGGAAACAUGACUUCAUUGGGCUAUCUAGAUGUAAACACCAACCAAUUAGAAGGGGAGCUGCCCAGCACAAUUUCCCAGCUUGAAAACCUUCAAACUCUUCAGGUAUUUACCAACAAUUUCACAGGGGCUCUGCCUCAAGAUCUCGGUAAGCAUGGGCUCUUGGUUACUGCAAGCUUUUCGAACAAUAGCUUCUCGGGUCCGCUUCCACCUACUCUUUGCAGCGGCUUCAAACUUCAGUACUUGACAGUUAACAGAAAUAACUUCUCAGGGCAUCCGCCUGACUGCUUGCGCAAUUGUGGUGACUUGAUACGAGUUCGGUUAGAGGGGAACCAGUUCAAAGGCGAUAUAUCAGAAGUAUUUGGCAUUCACCCCCAACUCAUAUACUUGGAUGUCACAGGGAAUCAAUUGACAGGAACACUAUCAUCAGAUUGGGGACAAUGUGAAAGCCUUCAAUACUUGCACAUAGAUGGAAACAGCAUCACUGGAGAUAUCCCAGCUUGUUUGGUGAGAUGA